AUGGAGCAGUCCGAGGCCGUUAUGGCGGCGCGCGCCAAGUUGGCACAGCGCUUCGACGCUGUGCGCACGGGCGGCAAGGGCACUGCGCGGCGUCGAAAGCUGGCCAAACAUCAGACGAACACCGCAGAUGAGAAGCAGCUUCAGGCGCACCUCAAGCGACUGGGACUGAACAGCAUCCCAGGAAUCGAGGAGGUGAACAUGUUUACGGAAGACGGCAGCGUUCUCCACUUCAACGCCCCCAAGGUGCAAGCUGCGGUCGGCGCCAACACCUAUGUCAUCACCGGCCAGCCGGAGAGCAAGCGCCUCGAGGAGCUCCUGCCGGGCAUCAUCCACCAGCUCGGCGCAGACAACUUGACCAACCUGCGGCGAAUUGCCGAAGGUUUCCGAUCGGCUCCUGCUGCGGAGACAGGAGGUGACGACAUCCCUGACAUCGGAGAGAAUUUUGAAGAGGUCAGCAAGCAGUGA
This is a messenger RNA of Symbiodinium natans, 465 nucleotides long. NCBI's taxonomy places the organism in Eukaryota, Dinophyceae, Suessiales, Symbiodiniaceae. The record is from the annotation of a GenBank genome assembly.